AUGAUUGAUCAGUCAAAAGCUGGAUUAGUAGGAUUUUCAAAAUUAGUUUUCGUCGAAUCCACAAAUCACAUAUGGAAAGAUGUGAGUUUUUGUUUCUUCAACAACAAAUACAAAAUAUUAUUGAAGAAAACACCAUUUGCAGGUAGACUGUUAUCAAAAUCCUUUCGCAUUUGCCAAAAAGUACGUUGGAUCGAAAACGAUGGAAAAAAUUCAGAAUUCCAAGAAGGCUUUGAAAAUUUGGAUGGUCUUCAUCAAUAAAUUCCGUUCUAUUUAUCGAAAAUUUGGAAAUUCGUUGAAAACUUGUGAAAAUAUUGAAGAUGCAGUUAGAAUGAUGCUGAAAAAAGGAAAUGAUAUUGGUUUCAAUCUGGAUAUUUUCGAAAUUUUGAAGGGAUUUUUGCCGGUUUUGGGAUUUACUAAAUCGAAUGAAGCACUCUUCUCGAAAAACGAUUUGGAUCAAUUCUAUGAAAAAUGUCCCGAAUUCUGGUUGCGACAAAUCACAAAAUUGGAAGGAGAAAUGAAGGAAAUCAUCAUUUUUUCGAUGUUGCGAAUCUUAAUUUUUUCCAUAAUCGCAACAAUUCAGUAAGCUUUUGAAGCCAAAAGUAUAGCCACAAGUUUCGGUUUUUCAGAUCUAUUGGAAAUUAUAAAAUCGACAAGAAAAAGAGAAUUUUCACUGGAUUUGUUUUGCAUCGUGUUGUAAAAACAGGAAAAAUUUCACAAGUUCAAACAAAAGAAAAUGUGGUAAUUGGACAUGAUUGCGGAAAGGAAAGUGUGAAGAUCGGAAAUUGUGAAAAUCAGGCAGAAUAUAAAAGUGAAGCCGCAAUUUUUAAAGAUUUUUCUUCGAUUUCAAACAAAAAACGAUCAAGUGUUAGAAAUCCCGAUGAUUUUGAUGUGGUUUUGGAAAUUGAUGAGGGAAUGAAAAAAGAAGAACCAGCCAAAAAACGUGGAAAAGUUAGUUUUCAAUCAAUUUUUCAUUGAUAAUUUCUCAAUAUUUCAGAAGAUCGACGCAGAAUUUCAAGCAAAAAGUCCAUUGGUAAGUUUUUUGGUGAUUUUUUUCAGCAAAAAUAAAAUCUGAUAUUAAAUUAUUUCAGAAACCACCUCCGAAUCCAUGUGCGCCUCAAUUCGCCGAAUUUUUGGUUCGAAGUCAAAAAGAUCCAAAUUUGUCGGAAAACUGGAAGGAAAAGAUUAGGCAAGUUUUGGCGGAUAACUUUAGACUUUUGGAGGAUUCCAAAACAGCUAAAUACCAGUUUGAAGAAGCUAAAAAAGUUUGCGGAUAUUGA
Caenorhabditis angaria is the source of this 1277-nucleotide messenger RNA. NCBI's taxonomy places the organism in Eukaryota, Metazoa, Nematoda, Chromadorea, Rhabditida, Rhabditidae. The record is from the annotation of a GenBank genome assembly.